Nematocida minor is the source of this 1224-nucleotide messenger RNA. RefSeq lists its product as uncharacterized. Gene Ontology annotation, molecular function: RNA binding. The record is from RefSeq and is a predicted model, not a curated record. The coding region runs from base 1 to 1224 and encodes 407 amino acids. The transcript has a single exon. Lineage: Eukaryota; Fungi; Microsporidia.
AUGGAGGUCAGGGCGCAGUCCCCAGGGUCUUCUCCUUUUCCGAGAAGCAAAGAGGUAGAAAUAGAUCCAAUCGCGAACUUACCCCUUAUGGAAAAUUCCGUUGAGAUAAAAAAGAAGGACGUGAUUUUUGAAACAAAAAAGAACUUGAUUAAAAGGCCCACGCGCGUUGUGCGCAUUUCGCAGGACCACGUGUCCCCGCAGGAUGGAGGCCUGGUCAGGCUGUGUUUCCUGUGCAGCGGCAAAAACCAGUGCAGCAUGUGCAGCUGCAAGAGACAGGAGAGCUUCGAGUGCGGGGAAAGCAAAGAGAUCGAGUACGUGACCGCACAGAAAGCCUUCUCGCCCGAGGAGUUUGCAUCCGAGAAAAAGCGGUUUGCAAAAAACUCUUUUGCUCUCUGCAAGAGGUGCUCUUUUCUGAAAGAGUGGCCGCUAAUUACCUGGGAGAACGACACAAUAGUGACAAAGUUUUUAUCUGUUAAUACUGCUCUGCUCUUCUACCAGGCGCACAAGAGCACGCUCUCUCUUUCAUGGGGGUACGAGCCCCAGCCCGCCCUCUACCGCAUAGAGGAGGAGAACAUUCGGCUGAAAAUACUUGAAAAGGUUUUUUCGCCAAGCAGGACAAAAGACUUGGAGUUCUACUGCGGCAUCGAGGAGCCUGCGAAAAAAGAGGUUAAGCCUGCGCUGGUGUCUAUACUGGAGACAGAGAAGUCCAGAGACUUUAUAUGCAUGGCAAGCGGGCGCGUGUCAAACAUCGCCCUCCAGGCAAAAAUCAGAGAGCUGUCGCAGAACGAUCUUCUUCUGACCAUUUCAAAGCUCUCUCCACAGGUGUUUUUUUAUUUGGCAAAGCACAAGUACGGAACAUACGUCAUCCAGCUGAUAAUUGGCAUGAUCAAGGACGAUUUGCUGAUAGAAGAGAUUAAGCGGCACAUCUCACCGUACUCCACGGCGCUGCUGCAGCACGAGAUAGGAAACUAUGUUGUGCAAAGGAUAAUAGACUUUGACAAAAAGUUUGUGUACAGCUGCUUCAUGAAAGACUUCGAGCGCAUUGUGAGCACGAAGAUAGGAUCGCGCGCCUUCAAAAGCUGCAUAAAGCACUUCUGUGCAUACAAAAAAGAGAUCAUCGCAGUGCUUUCCUCCGACUUUCAGACUGCCAUUCCAUUCGAGGAGCAGAAGGUCCUUAAAGCUGCCCUGAAAGAGCUCCUGUCUGUCUCUGACAGAGCUGUGUAA